Gracilinanus agilis (Agile Gracile Mouse Opossum) is the source of this 375-nucleotide messenger RNA. RefSeq names its product RRP15-like protein. The transcript is spliced from 2 exons. The annotation marks the transcript as partial. Gene Ontology annotation, cellular component: preribosome, large subunit precursor. NCBI's taxonomy places the organism in Eukaryota, Metazoa, Chordata, Mammalia, Didelphimorphia, Didelphidae. Gene Ontology annotation, biological process: maturation of LSU-rRNA; maturation of 5.8S rRNA. The record is from RefSeq and is a predicted model, not a curated record.
GUUCUGUAGCAAGCUGGGGAGGUGCCAAAGACAAUUUUUCUUCUGAUGAAGCAAAUGAAGGUGAUAAUGAAGAUGAUGCUAUAGCUUAUGACAAAGAAAAUGAAAGUGCAACAGAAUCCAAUGUUGGGACUAAUGCUGGUUGGGCAGAUGCCAUGGCUAAAAUUCUUAACAAAAAGACUCCUAAAAGUAAACCUACUAUUCUCAUCAAAAACAAAGAGCUGGAGAAGGAAAAAGAGAAAGAAAAACAAGAGAGAAUGGAGAAAAGAAAACAGCUUGAUAAGAAGCGGGAGUGGGAAAUGAUGUGCAGAGUGAAGCCAGAUGUUGUCAAAGACAAAGAAAUAGAAAGAAAUCUACAGAGAAUUGCUACAAGGUAAG